UUAUAGGCCUACUGCCCUGCACUAUCACAGUAAAGAUGAACAAAGAGGGGAGUGUUUUGCAUAUAACAUCCAACCUCAAAAUAUCAUCCAGAAUCGAUGAUAAAUAUUUGCAAGAUGAGCAUAGUCUAGAUGAGCAUUUUGAAGUCAAUGGAAAAAUCUUUACUGAAUCGAACUUUCUCUGCAUAAAUUGUGGACCCCAAGUUUCUAUAUUGAGAAACAGAAAUGGCUCCAAAUACAGCUUUUGGAGUGCUGAUCAGACGACUAGAGACACCGUAACUAAGAUUACCUGUAUCAUAGAAGUGAAUAUUGGCACUGGAGUACCUCUUUUGGCGGCUGGUACAGACGAAGGUCUGCUCUGUUUCUAUUACACGGGCGUGUCGAGGAUUUUGCGCGCUGUGCAGUUUGGACAGAAGAUCGUGUCACUGGCUCUAUUGGACAAUGGCGACCACUCGGCGGUGGGUAACUGGGUCACACUGCCUGAGGAACUGGCGAUGAUGAACGGAGUGCUGGCCGUGGGGCUCGAUGGGGGUGCUGUCUACCUUGUCGAUAUGUGUCAUCAUUGGCUCAAACUGAGUAUCCAAAAAGGCGGUCCAGUUACCAUUGAAAUUCCUAGUCAACUAUUGUUGAUAAAUUUGCGCACAGAUACAGCCAAUGAUAUACAGGCGAAAAAGGAGUAUGCCGACUGUCAUCCUGGGGAAACGCUAGCCAUAUUUCUCAAUGAGAGCAACCUCGAUCAGUUCAGAAAGGUGAUGGCGUCACACCUUGGAUCCCCGGUCUACAGAAGGAGCUUGGAUAACAGCGUAGAUGAGUUCCACCUGGUGGUGACUGCCCUCGCUUAUUUCAAGGAAAUCGCCUGUCUGGCAGUUGGAUUCAAUACGGGUUGCUUUCAGUUGUGGCACAUGUCACUUUUCCGACUCAUCUACAUGUCGCCGCUGAUGCAAGACACCCAGCUGAUGCCGGUGGCUGGAUUCAGCUGGCAAGAGCCGACCGAUGACCCACACAGUGUGUGCUUCAUAUGGGCGGCCCACCAAUCACCCAGUCAUCUGGCUGCCAGGCCCUUCGCUGCCAUGUACAUGACCUCGUUCACCACCAAGAGGCAUAUCGACGGAUAUGGCUGCUUCUAUGAGAACUACAAGGGAUGCCAACGGAAAUAUGAAUUGGGUUUGGGCGAUGACAUGGACUCGGUUAUCGACGGAAGAAUUAUUUCUUGUCAAUCAAUUUCCAAAUUAAUUCAGCGUCGAUUGCCCCACUGUUCGAUACAAGCUAGCAAUGAAGAUGAAAGCAUCGUCAGUGUAUGUGCAAUUGCUUGGGAAGUCUGGACUCCUGAACGAACCAAUGUUAUUUCAAAAUUGACUCUUUUCGACAUCAAUCAAUGGUACAGAGCACAGAUGCCCUAUAGUUUGGAGUCAGGUGACAGUAACAGUUAUGUGGCAAACCUUCUGCUGCCCUCUAGCAAUGAGGAACACCCGGAACCUUUGCUGGACGUCUGCAUUAGUGCCGAAUCUCUCUCGCAGUUCUCUGCCUACCAGCCUCUCGAUGAACACUAUUUCCCGCUCUCGCUCUCUCUUGCAUGCACAUGCCUGUACGAGCACAGGAAGGUGGAGUGCGCGUGGAAGGGCGUGCAGAUGGAGUUGCUGACCGCCCUGGACCAGGCGGGGCCGUCGGCUCUCAUCGACCCGAGUCGCUACUGCAGUAGAUUCCUGGCCGUCGGUCUCAAGCCCUCCUUCUACGACGCGGCUGACUCCGCUAAUCUAUCUGUGGUGACAGAGCGUCAGAUGCUGUUGACAGUGAUGGUGGAGCAGGGCUGGAUGUCGUUUGUGCGCGAUUGUGUGCGUGCGUGGGCCGACGGCUGCCUGGCAGUGGCCAACUGCACCCUCCCCACCCUCCUCAAGUGGGGUUGGUCCGCCGUUACCUUCUACAAGCAGAUGGCUGACAACAUCUGUAUUCAACUGUUUGAUCUCCGUACCACACCAUCAAUGAAGGAGUUCAUCUACGUUGUAUCACUGUUGCAUAAACUAUCCGAGAUAUUUGACUUUAUCCUGAAAAACUAUAGAAAUUUUAUUUUAGAAGACAAUGUGGAGCUGCAAAGUAUCUCUCUACAAUUAUACAUUGAGUACUUGGAUUCGGUGGUGUGGUCAACUAAGCAUCAUCUUCUGCCGGAAGUGAACGAACCUUCAUCCAGUCUGCCUGACAUCUUCCAAUAUCCUCAACUGACACUGCAAAACAAUGUCAUUGAAAGACGAGAAAAGAUGCGUCAACUGAGUCGCAAGCUGUUGGAAGUGAAUCCGCAGCUGUGCCUGGCUGAUCUGCUGGUAGUUGAUUCGCUCCUGAAGACAACAGCUGGAGGCCGACGCAUCAUCAGCCAAUGGGAGGCCGAAGGCAGUGCAGUGGGCGGGCUCUAUCCGCCGCCCAGCCUGCAGUCCAUUCUGCGCAUAUUCCUCGUCAGAGGCGUGGCCACACACUUCAAGCACAUGCUCAUCUAUUACUUCCUGCUCGAUGUGGUUGAUUUGCAACAGGACCACCCGUCUGCUGCAAAGAUGUUACAGAAUUUUGUCACCAAGUUCAGACUAACAAAAUCUCAAGUACUGAUCACAAAAGCAUUCUGGCUAAUUGAUCAUGGAAAGUUGAAGGAAGCAGUUGACCACUUCACUAAUAACACCGUUUGCCAGAAUGACAUGACAGAAACAAACCACAAAACUGUGAUGCACUCGCUGUUUGUGCAGGGCGAGCCUAAGCUUGCUCUCAUCUAUUCUCGCGCGUUCAACCCCCUGCUUAGCGAAUUGGAAGAUGCUAAGUUUCAUAUUUUGAUCCUACUUGAAUGUGGUCAUAUUCUUCAGGCGUUUGAUUUCCAAAGAAAGUACAGACAAUGGCAGACUGAACUGUUGGACUUGUUUUUUACUGGUAAGUUGAAUUUACUUUCAAAAUAUUAUUAUUUUAUUCCUUAAUGUACUAAUCCCAAA
This is a messenger RNA of Nilaparvata lugens (brown planthopper), 2960 nucleotides long. It is a transcript of the gene Elys, whose product is annotated as protein ELYS. Lineage: Eukaryota; Metazoa; Arthropoda; Insecta; Hemiptera; Delphacidae. The record is from RefSeq and is a predicted model, not a curated record. The coding region runs from base 36 to 2945 and encodes 969 amino acids. The transcript has 18 exons.